Messenger RNA from Aegilops tauschii subsp. strangulata, 1286 nucleotides. Its product is annotated as protein-tyrosine-phosphatase IBR5. NCBI's taxonomy places the organism in Eukaryota, Viridiplantae, Streptophyta, Magnoliopsida, Poales, Poaceae. Gene Ontology annotation, molecular function: MAP kinase phosphatase activity. Gene Ontology annotation, cellular component: nucleus. The record is from RefSeq and is a predicted model, not a curated record. Gene Ontology annotation, biological process: abscisic acid-activated signaling pathway; auxin-activated signaling pathway; negative regulation of MAP kinase activity.
UCCAAACAAAAAGACUCGGAACCAAAAUAAAUCGCGUCGCCACCGGACCCCCGCUCCGCUUCGCUUCCCUUCCUCCCACCCAAGGGCAAACAAAGCACCCACGCCGCCGCGGCGAUCCCACACCCGCAGCCUCCCUCCCGCAGAUCGAGCGGCGCGGCGCGGCGGCCGGCGGCCGGAGGGAGAUGAGGAAGCGCGAGAGGGAGAACCCGUGCGGGGUCUGCGGGCACUACCACAAGUGCGAGGAAGGGGAGAUAUGCGGGGUCUGCGGCCACAGGCCCGCCGCGGCGGACGCGGUGGCCCCGGCGAGGGUCGACUCCGCCUUCCCCUCCGAGGUGCUCAAGGGCUUCCUCUUCCUCGGCAGCUACGACAACGCCUCCCGCUCCGAGGUCCUCAAGACGCUCAACAUCACCCACAUCCUCAACACUGUGCCGGAUUGCCAUAAUCUUUACCGGAAUUCAUUCACUUACCACUGCCUCCAAGAUGAUAAAACAUUGGAUUUUGAUGGUGCUACUCAGUUUCUAGAGCAAUGUGAAAGAGGGGCUUCACGUGUUCUUGUCCAUUGCAUGUCUGGGAAAAACAGGUCAGCUGCUGUGGUGACAGCCUUCUUGAUGAAGUCUAGAGGGUGGAGACUUGCACCGUCUCUCCAGUGGGUAAAAGAUCGACGACCACAGGUCCAAAUAACAGAAGCUUCUCAGUGUCAGCUUGUUGAGUAUGAACAGAAGCUCUUUGGACCCAGCGCUGGCUCGCCAGCUCAGACCACGGUUCUAACCGAGUCAUUUCCUUCACUUGGAUUUGGUUUCCCACAACCAUCAGGUGACAUCCAAGUGCCUGCGUUCAACCAGACUCCUGUGCCAUCCAUUUUCGAGCGGGCCGGCCCAAACAAUGUUCCCAGUAACUUCACUUUCGGAGCCGACGGUUCAAUGGGAGUCGGAGUCGGUCCCGCCGCAGGGAUCAACAAUGGCGCAGUCACCCCAGCUUCGACGGAUAACCAGAUGGACAGCUCUUAAGAUGACUUUUAACAUGUCGCAUAUCACUUGGGACAGAUGCAUGUUACUCCUAGGCCUAUCGAAUAUGUCACUGCAUGUUUAGCUUUCACUUGGUAUGGGUGCGUGUUACUCUUAGGUCUAUCGAAUAUGUCAUUGGAUGUUUAGCUUUCACCAGAUUGAGAAAUGGUCCUGGCAAACCUUUGGGGUUAUAUCUUACAGUAUAUGGCAGUAGACUUGGCACUCGGCAGUUCACUAUGGCUGUGGACCUGUGGUUGGUGGCUUAUAUUUCUAUUACCUGCA